Aphanomyces astaci is the source of this 2317-nucleotide messenger RNA. RefSeq lists its product as hypothetical. The transcript is spliced from 11 exons. The record is from RefSeq and is a predicted model, not a curated record. The coding region runs from base 87 to 1907 and encodes 606 amino acids. Lineage: Eukaryota; Oomycota; Saprolegniomycetes; Saprolegniales; Verrucalvaceae.
CUUGCACCAAGAAUACAAAUCAAUACCGCAGCAACGCGACCGUAACGGUUUCAUCUAAAUUUAGCAGUACCUCGUCCAGGGUGGUCAUGGAGAGUGGUGUCGACGCGGCGUCGCCUGUGUCGGUAACCGAUGCAGUUCAACUGGACGUAGGUCCUCAGCCCGAGUUGCCAGUUGCGUACGUCGAACAGUUCCUUGCGGACGACGCGUGCGCGUCAAUCGUAGACGACUUGUGCAAUGGCAUCGCGCUGCAGUCCGAGGCCAAGCAUAUGGCCGUCCGAAUGCUGUCGUAUACUAGCGCGGACGUCGUCGCCCAGCUAUACGCCGCCGUGACGAUGGUUCUCAUCCCUCGAACUGAUUCGUUUGACAGAAUGGCACCGCCUGCGUCGUCGUCCGAGCCUCCGCCUGCAUCAAAUAACGACAGCACAAGUGGCUUUUUACGGGCGUUGGGUCGCGUGCAGACGUUCGUGACGCGGCGGCGUCACUCUGCCCAAGCGUACAUGGCCGGUACCAGCAUCGACGGGUCCGUGCACCUUCGCCAAGACGAACUGGUGCCAUUCCUCCACUCACUUCCGCUGUUCUUGACCAAGCGCGAGGUGGCUUUCAUUUCAAACCAAAGCACGAAAACCAGCAACACCGAGCUAGAUGUCCGGUUGGACGUCCACGACAUCACCAAACUCGUGGCCACGGCCAUCAAAAUCGCCAAAAAGAAGGCCGGGGCGUCCCCGUUUCGGCCGCCCGUCGUCUUCCCCUCGCCGGAGGAACCCACCGCGACCCCCCAUGACGUCCACGCCCCCAAGGAGCUCAAAGCCCGUCCCCCGGGGGACUCACCCGACAAGGACUCGACAACCCAUCUCACCACACAAUCGUCCACGUUUCGAUUUACGCACCACACUAGUACUACUAGCGUCCCAGGUGACAAACGAGGCACCAAGUACUCGAUGGCCGCGACGAUUCAAACGACCAAACUGUCGAUGGACGACGUGGACCUCCAUGUUAUGCUGGACACGUCGUCGCCAGACAAAGUGGACCAGGCGUCCAUGUCCAACAUCUUUUCGUUGGGCACGCCGCGCCAACUGAGUCCGCGGGAGCUCGCGCGAAGGCGGGACAUCUUGUCGUAUUUGGACUCGAUCCACGCGGCCGCCAUGCACGAAGACAUGCUGGCGAAGAAGAAGCAGGCGCUGCUGGAGCGGCCGGUGAACGUGGUCGAAGGCGACGUGCUGGAAAGCCCUAGCAGCCAGCAUUGCUUACCCUCGAAUCACGACUCGUUCUUGACGAUUGCGACCGCCUUUGACAUCCGAGACCCGCCCCAUCCUCACGGACAACCCAAAGCACACAAAUCCAAGCCGGUUGGUCGAAAACAGACCCAGGAAAACCUCGUGGAUCUCCCAAAAAUGGCAGAGGACGAAGCCAGUCCGCAGCCGAUCCCAGACUUUCACUUGCCUCAAAUCGACACCAACCGCCUCGAAGUCGGCGUCAAAGUCGUGUACCCCGGCAAAGAAAAGAUUGGCGGCAAGCGCAACCCAAGUCGAAACGCACGGCUCAAACUGCACAAUUACAACGUCAAGACCCCUCCCCACUUGCCGCCUGGGGACUUCAAUCCCCCACUCCCAGCCAAACCUACCGACGGCGGGGGCGUCAUAUUGCCCAAGCUCCCCGUGUCCCCCAUCAAAGCCAGCCAAACCCAACCCGCAAAACCCACAGUCCCCGCGGCGCCCCUGCUGAUGCUGCCGAAAUCCAUCGCCAGCCCCAUCAAGCCCCCCCCCUACCACGACGGGGAAAUUUCCCAGUACGCAGCGGGGACAUCGCCCCAGCGCGUGGCGAUAUCCCAUGCGCGAAUGCGGGGCAAGCCGCCUGUUCGAAGUCGGUUCAAGUUUUCAGACUCGCUGUUUCGACCGUCGCAGAAUUAAUCACGUUAAUCACCCCCCCGAUUGUCAUCACGGGGGGUUUGUGAGUUAUCCGGAUGUGACUGGUUGGACAUGGUCAAGUGCUUUUUCACGCCGAUGCUGGCUUGGUACCCCGUGUACAUGACAAAUCCGUACGGAUUGACCGAGCCGCCCGACACGAGGCUGCCGUCGCCUACAAACACGUUGGACGUCCCGCGCACCACCAGACUCGUGUCCGCGCACGACGAUGACGACGACGGAUGUGCGGAGCAUGUGCCGCCGAAGUGGUCUGUCACCAAUGUAUGCUGACGGACCCACUCGUGUGGGGAUUCUUCCCACGAUGACGAAGCGAUCGUAGCCUAAAACGUGGAGGGAGAGACUGUGAACACGACCAUGGGGGACGCAAUGGAUGAAUAUAGAGAAGGAUGGACAUG